AUGUCGCCUGCACCAUUCCUCUGUUUCUUAAUUGCCACUCAACUUUAUGCGGGUAUCGUCGCUAUAUCAAACACUACUCUUAACUCUACACAAACCACACAAAGUCUUGUUGAUUACUUAAAUGCGACCACACCAUCCCCAAUAUUCGAUUUCGAGGGAGAGAUUGCAAAAAUAAAUGUUAGCUUCCUGGCGUGCCAAGAUUACGAGCAGCUAUCGCGUGACUUAUUUCCGGAUUUUUUAGCUGGUCUCUUUAAUAAUAUUCUCAUCAAAAGUUCUCAUCGAGCCAUUGGCUUCCAGGAAUUGCGUUCCGUUCUCGGAUUUUCCUUGCCGGAUCUGUGGACAACCGAGUUUCGUCCGAGUAGAGAAGAUAUUGCAGCCGCCCCAUCAGUCGAGACGUAUUAUGAGUUGAGCGAAUUACGAAAACGGGGUUCAACGUUCAUAAGUGAUUGGUUUUUCGAGUCGCAACUACUUUCUGGAAUCGAAUUUUUGAACAGACAUUUACCAGUUGUUCGCACUAUCUACCGGAAGAAACUGGAAGAGAUUCGUCGUCCCACCGAUUUAAUUGUAGAUAGAGAAGAGAUUGAUUACAUGUUCGAAGUGCAUAGUGAACUCAGUUGGCGUAUAGACGACCGUAUAAGGAGAAUUCUUCGUUGCAACAACUAUAAGCAUGCCGAAAAAAGAAGAAAGACAGAGAAGAUUCCUGGUUUUUGA
Messenger RNA from Caenorhabditis remanei, 711 nucleotides. RefSeq lists its product as uncharacterized. NCBI's taxonomy places the organism in Eukaryota, Metazoa, Nematoda, Chromadorea, Rhabditida, Rhabditidae. The record is from RefSeq and is a predicted model, not a curated record. Bases 1 to 711 code for a protein of 236 amino acids. The transcript is spliced from 2 exons.